UUUAACCCAUUCUGACUGAAGAUGGCUGCAGGCAAAGCUAAAAUCGGACAUCUGGCUCCAGACUUCACAGCAAAAGCCAUGAUGCCAGAUGGAGACUUUAAAGACCUGAAGCUGUCGGAUUACAGAGGGAAGUAUGUUGUGUUUUUCUUCUACCCGCUGGACUUCACCUUCGUGUGUCCGACUGAGAUCAUCGCCUUCAGCGAUGCGGCUGACGAAUUCAGGAAAAUUGACUGUGAAGUCAUCGCUGCUUCUGUAGACUCCCACUUCUCCCACUUUGCCUGGACCAACACGCCACGUAAACAGGGCGGCCUGGGUUCCAUGAAGAUCCCUCUUGUGUCCGACAUACGGCGCACCAUCUCCACAGACUACGGCGUGCUGAAGGAGGACGAAGGCAUCGCCUACAGGGGUCUGUUCAUCAUCGACGGUAAGGGCGUGCUGAGACAGAUCACCAUCAAUGACCUCCCAGUGGGACGCUCAGUUGAUGAGACCCUGCGUUUGGUUCAAGCUUUUCAGUUCACUGACAAACAUGGAGAAGUCUGCCCAGCCGGCUGGAAACCAGGAAGUGACACCAUCAAGCCUGACGUCCAGAAGAGCAAAGAUUUCUUCUCCAAGCAGUAAUAAAGCCAAGGCGAGAGUCUGCUGCCUGCUGUAGGAGAUUUCAUUUUGUGAUUAGAUUUCCACUAAGAACAAGUCAGCCUUUYGUAUUUUGUGUAUCCUCUGUUUGUAGGAUAAACUGUGCACUCCUGUGGACCAAAGUAUAAUAAUUAUAUUGUGGUAGUGUACGUCAGGCUUAUUACAGUCUCACUGUUGUUAUGGUGACAGUAACUAAGACCACCUGUACUCAGUGUUUUAUUGUUCAGUACAGUGAAGAACAAACAUUCCAUUUAAUAAAUGUUUUAUAGUAUUGAGUAAAAGAACAUGUUACUUAUUUUUAAUGCCAGGCUUUACAGAUGGACCUGGUCAAACAAAAUAAAAAUGUUGAAGACUCGU
Molecule: messenger RNA, 990 nt
Organism: Austrofundulus limnaeus
Lineage: Eukaryota; Metazoa; Chordata; Actinopteri; Cyprinodontiformes; Rivulidae
Gene: prdx1
Product: peroxiredoxin 1
Biological process (GO): cell redox homeostasis; cellular response to stress; response to oxidative stress
Cellular component (GO): cytosol
Molecular function (GO): thioredoxin peroxidase activity
Source: RefSeq, a predicted model, not a curated record